GCACCCUUCAGUGCCCACACUACCUCCAAGCAGCUCUAAAACAGGCAGGAAAAGCCAGGAUAUGCUUGGUGAUACAAGAAAGCAAGGAAUUAAAUUAGGUGGGAUUUAAAAAGGCACCUCCUAAGGAAGUGUUGGAAGCUUUUCAGAAGCUGUUCUAUGUUCUUUAAAGCCUCUACCAGGAAAAGGAGGUGUUGGGGACAUAAAAUCUUACAGUUCUUACACAACAUUAGAUCUCCAAACACAGAGGAGGCUCUACACUGCACAUUGUUCAGUAGAUUGGUAAAGAAAACUCCAGCAGCAUGAAGGAAUUCAUCUUCCUGGGCCUCUCAGAGAACCAAGAGGUGCAGAAAAUAUAUUUUGUGGUGUUCCUGAUUUUCUACAUUCUCACAGUGUCAGGAAAUCUCCUCAUAGUUCUCACUGUGACGAACAGCCAGCACCUGAACUCCCCCAUGUACUUCUUUCUCUGCCACCUGUCCUUUGUAGAUGUUUGUUACUCCUCUGUCACAGCUCCCCAAAUGAUUUCUGGCUUCCUGGUGGAAAAUAACACCAUUUCCUUUGCAGGCUGCAUAGGGCAACUCUUUGGGCUUCAUUUUUUUGGCUGCACAGAGACUUUCAUCCUGACAGCCAUGGCCUAUGACCGCUACGUGGCCAUCUGCCGGCCCCUGCACUACCUGCUCAUGUCCCACCGCCUGUGCGGCCGUAUGGUGGGGGUCUCCUGGGCAGGGGGCUUCCUGCAUUCCACUCUCCAGACCCUGCCCACAGCCCUUCUCCCUUUCUGUGGCCCAAACAAAGUCCCCCACUACUUCUGUGAUGUCCGUCCCUUGCUCCACCUGGCCUGUGCCGACACACGUGCCGAGGGCCUGGCCACGGUGGCCAACAGCGGAGUCAUAUCCCUGAGCUGCCUCCUCAUCCUGGUCACAUCCUACGUGGUCAUCCUGCUUUCCCUGAGGGGCCAGACACUGGUGGGGUGGCACAAGGUCAUGUCCACGUGUGGGUCCCACAUCACUGUGGUGAUUCUGUUCCUUGGGCCCAGCACUUUUGUUUACAUCUGCCCGUCCAGUGACCUGUCCGAGGACAGGAGCGUGGCCUUGUUCUACACGCUCAUCCCACCCAUGCUCAACCCCCUCAUCUACACCCUCCGGAACAGGGAGGUGAAGGGAGUCAUGAGGAAACUGUGCAGGAGGAGAGUGGGAAGCAAAAAUGGGAAGGGGUAGGGCUGUGGUCAUGUUCCUAAAGGAUCAGAGAAAAUCAAGCAUGUUUUGCUAUAAUUUCUUCUGUGACAAUGCCCCAAAACAUGCCUUU
Poecile atricapillus (Black-capped chickadee) is the source of this 1302-nucleotide messenger RNA. Its product is annotated as olfactory receptor 4S2-like. The record is from RefSeq and is a predicted model, not a curated record. NCBI's taxonomy places the organism in Eukaryota, Metazoa, Chordata, Aves, Passeriformes, Paridae. Gene Ontology annotation, molecular function: G protein-coupled receptor activity; olfactory receptor activity. Gene Ontology annotation, cellular component: membrane. Gene Ontology annotation, biological process: G protein-coupled receptor signaling pathway.